AUGGUGGCACUUAAUGUAUUCAUUUAUUGUGUGAUAUUAGCUACUCAGAAGCUGCCGCACUCUGCCAGCCCACAUAAAACUCAAGUCACUCCUUCACCGCACGCUGGUUCUACUGAAGGACUAUCUAUCGUCACUCUUAGUAAAUUCAACGUAUUGGAAAACAUCGUCGAUGAUCUCAGGGAGCGUGUCUAUGGCAGCCUUCCGAAGAACGAAGACAUUUUGGAAGAAGUCAGAUCGCAGACUAACCUAAAAGCAAUUACUGAUAUGUGGACUUCACUCAACGUGUCGUCGCGACUGGAAGCGGCAGAGACCGGCAUCGCCAAACUCAGCUCGCUCAUACAAGACCUAAUUUCUGGCACGGAUGGCCUGCAAGACGCAUUCAAAGAACAUGCCUCCAACUUGAUUAUUAAAUAUUAUCAAAAUAGAUUGCCACCAUCGACCAUAGCUCCACCAGGAACAGAACAAAGGAUGAUAAUGCAACCGGGAGUUCCACAAAUUGCUGGAUCUGAACAACCUUCAGGAGCUUUACCACAACCAGGUUCUGGGCCAUACGUCGAACAACAACCGGGUGCACCUGCGUAUACAGGAACGGAGCAUUAUCCGCAACAUCCUGGAACAGUACCACUGUAUCCAGGAGCAAUACCGCAACAAUCUGGAGCUGUGCCGCAACAACCUGGAGGUUUAACAUACCAACUUGGAGCUGUACCACAACAACUUACACCACAAGGGACCGUUAUUACCGACCGACCGGUGACUGAGGUGCCUCUAGGAUCAACUUUUGCCCCACCACUAUAUCCAUUGCAACCUGGACCUAAUCCGGCGACUAAAGAAGAGUUAUCUGCAUUACAAGCCUUUGUGCAGCGAUUACACUCUGAUGUUGAAUAUUUGACGAACGACUUUUAUGAAGCCAUGGCUGACUUGAAACCCGGAAUGGUACCCCCUGAACGUCCACCAAUGCCACCCUUGCCUCCAGUAGCACCUGAUACAAUGGCAGCGGGUACUCAAGGCUUACAAAGAAAUCCAGUACCCCCCGAUCGCUUCCCUAUGCCACCAUUGCCUCCAGUAGCACCGGAUACAAUGACGGCGGAUGCUCAAGGCUUACAAAGAAAUCCAGUACCCCCUGAACGUCCACCCAUGCCACCACUGCCUCCAGUAGCACCUGAAACAAUGAUGGCAGGUACUCAAGGCUUACAAAAAUAUCCCAUGCCACCAUUGCCUCCAGUGGCUCCUGGUAAUAUGACGGCGGGUACUCAAGGCUUACAAAGAAAUCCAGUACCCCCUGAACGCUUCCCUAUGCCACCAUUGCCUCCAGUAGCACCGAUUUCAAUGACGGUGGGUACUCAAGGCUUACAAAGAAAUCCAGUACCCCCUGAACGCUUCCCUAUGCCACCAUUGCCUCCAGUAGCACCGGAUACAAUGACGGCGGGUACUCAAGGCUUACAAAGAAAUCCAGCAAAGGCCCUCAAUACAACAACUCAUACAUUUUUCAAUUUUUACGUGGUGUUAGUACCCCCUGAACGUCCACCUAUGCCACCACUGCCCCCAGUAGCACCUGAAACAAUGAUGGCGGGUACUCAAGGCUUGCAAAAAUAUCCCAUGCCACCAUUGCCUCCAGUGGCACCUGGUACUGUGACGGCGGGUACUCAAGACUUACAAAGAAAUCCAGUACCCCCUGAACGCUUCCCUAUGCCACCAUUGCCUCCAGUAGCACCGAUUUCAAUGACGGUGGGUACUCAAGGCUUACAAAAAAAUCCAGUACCUCCUGAACGCUUCCCUAUGCCACCAUUGCCUCCAGUAGCACCGGAUACAAUGACGGCGGGUACUCAAGGCUUACAAAGAAAUCCAGUACCCCCUGAACGUCCACCCAUGCCACCACUGCCCCCAGUAGCACCUGAAACAAUGAUGGCAGGUACUCAAGGCUUGCAAAAAUAUCCCAUGCCACCAUUGCCUCCAGUGGCACCUGGUACUAUGACGGCGGGUACUCAAGACUUACAAAGAAAUCCAGUACCCCCUGAACGCUUCCCUAUGCCACCAUUGCCUCCAGUAGCACCGGAUACAAUGACGGCGGGUACUCAAGGCUUACAAAGAAAUCCAGUACCCCCUGAACGCUUCCCAAUGCCACCAUUGCCUCCAGUAGCACCGGAUACGAUGACGGCGGAUACUCAAGGCUUACAAAGAAAUCCAGUACCCCCUGAACGCUACCCUAUGCCACCAUUGCCUCCAGUAGCACCGUAUAUAAUGACGGCGGGUACUCAAGGCUUACAAAGAUAUCCCAUGCCACCAUUGCCUCCAGUAGCAUCUAAUACAUUGACAGCGGGUACUUCAGGCUUACAAAUAACUCCAGGCACCGACAGUCAAGAGUAUUACUAUCCACAAACCAUUCCCAUUUCAACAGCUGAUAUCAUGAACAGACUAAUUGAAAUCGAGAGGAAACUUAAGGAGUGCUGUGAAAGUGUGAAUAAGCAAGAAGGCGUUGUCCGGGAUCAUAUUAAUUCAUUUCAAGAUCAGCUUGUAUAUAUAUCAAGACAAGUUGCUUCGAAUCAAGAAUUGGCAUCUAAUCAGCUAUCCCCUGAUGACGUGAAAGACUUUCAAGGGCUGAUGAAGUUAUUCCAGACAGUCCAAAACAUGCAGGAGGAAUUGAAACAUGUGCAUGAGACAGCGCGUCAACUGGCCGCCGAAAAGGAAGAUCGACAGGACCGAAUAAACGCAAUUAUAGAGCAAAUCGAAAUAUUAAAAACUGUUAAACUGGACCGAGAAGAUAUGGCAGAAGCAAUAGCUGAGAAGGCUGAUCUUCGUAUGCUUGCACGGAAAGUGUCGCACGAUCAGUUCGAGUUGGCCUGUGACGAUUUGUCCAGAGGAUUGGAACAUACACUUGGAAAACUUAACAUGCAGGAAGCUCUGUGGCAACAAGCUUUGGACGAUAUUCAACGCGAAAUCGAAAUGAAACUUGAUAAAAUGGAGCUACAUCCCGUAAAAGAAUUUUUCAAUAGCAAGUUAAAACAACUGCAAGAAAACCUGAAGCAGAUAGCUUCAUUACGUCGUGAGGUUGAAGCGGCUGGAACGAAGAAGAAACUAUUGAGGGAUGUGAACUGCAUAUCUUGUGAUGCUAAGGCUGUGAUGUCAAUGGAAGCAGACGCAGCGGUGCCAACCAGCAAGCCUUUACCCGCCUAUCUUUCAAUGAAGCCAUACCUCAGCUACGAAUUAGGUCUGUUUGCUAAUUACUUCUAA
Molecule: messenger RNA, 3228 nt
Organism: Parnassius apollo (apollo)
Lineage: Eukaryota; Metazoa; Arthropoda; Insecta; Lepidoptera; Papilionidae
Source: the annotation of a GenBank genome assembly